ACAGGGAUAUUAUCUCGGCUGCCGACGGCGGUAAGUUUUCACCCUGUGGCUGACGGCGCCGGAGUAGCAGGAAGACGGUAGACAUGUCUGACUUCACGGAAGACCAGAUCAUUGAUUUCAAGGAAGCGUUCCUGCUGUUUGACCGGACAGGCGAUGGGAAGAUCAGCUACAGCCAAUGUGGGGAUGUGAUGCGUGCGCUGGGCCAGAACCCCGUCAAUGCCGAGGUGCUGAAGGUCUUGGGAAACCCCAAAGCUGAUGAGAUGAAUUUCAAGAUGCUGGACUUCGAGCAGUUCCUGCCCAUGUUUCAGACCAUUGCCAAGAACAAGGACCAGGGCUCCUUUGAGGACUUUGUGGAGGGCCUGCGCGUCUUCGACAAGGAGGGCAACGGCACCGUCAUGGGUGCCGAGUUGCGUCAUGUCCUCACCACGCUAGGAGAGAAGAUGACUGAGGAAGAGGUAGAAACCCUGAUUGCAGGUCACGAAGAUGCUAAUGGCUGCAUCAACUAUGAAGAACUUGUCAGGAUGGUCAUGAGCGGCUGAAGACCUGAGCAUCAUCUUCAAUAUUUUAGACAUAGGGUUUCUUUGUAUAUUUAUCCCCCGCACCCUCACUGGCAUACCGGCACCCACAAUGCUCCUGGGCUUCGUUAGUUCACCUUCUCAGAAGUGCCUUCGACACAGCGGACACCCCACGGUUCGAGGUGGAAUGCCCCGCGCUCCUCCGCCGGCACCUUUUGACGUGGUGCCGCGUGAACUUGCUGCUAGGAUCGGAAGAGGCCCAGCAGAGAGGAAGCCCAGCUUCCUCAUCACCGGUCGCUCUGCGUCAUAGGAAAGGUGUCGGUAAAUUAAUCGGGCAUGAACUGAAAGUUGCUUGUGGUGUUUUGUUUAGACUAAAUAAAUUUGCCUGAUUCCUGAAA
Molecule: messenger RNA, 913 nt
Organism: Brienomyrus brachyistius
Lineage: Eukaryota; Metazoa; Chordata; Actinopteri; Osteoglossiformes; Mormyridae
Gene: myl6
Product: myosin, light chain 6, alkali, smooth muscle and non-muscle
Exons: 6
Coding region: 84-539 (151 amino acids)
Cellular component (GO): myosin II complex
Molecular function (GO): calcium ion binding; structural constituent of muscle
Source: RefSeq, a predicted model, not a curated record